This is a messenger RNA of Pungitius pungitius (ninespine stickleback), 828 nucleotides long. It is a transcript of the gene kcnmb3, whose product is annotated as potassium calcium-activated channel subfamily M regulatory beta subunit 3. The transcript is spliced from 4 exons. NCBI's taxonomy places the organism in Eukaryota, Metazoa, Chordata, Actinopteri, Perciformes, Gasterosteidae. Gene Ontology annotation, biological process: detection of calcium ion; potassium ion transport. Bases 1 to 828 code for a protein of 275 amino acids. Gene Ontology annotation, cellular component: membrane; voltage-gated potassium channel complex. Gene Ontology annotation, molecular function: calcium-activated potassium channel activity; potassium channel regulator activity. The record is from RefSeq and is a predicted model, not a curated record.
AUGUUCGUGAACACAGCUUCUCCCCGGAGGUCUUUCACCAUCCCCAUCAGCAUCACCCUGCAGGGUGCCCGCAGGAGGCAGACACGGGAGCUGCUUCACACAGCUCAGGAGCAGGAGUGGAGUAGAGGCGGGGGGGGCCGCGGGGGGCAGCGAGCUCGGAUGGCAGCGUCGAGCGCCGGGGAGGACAGAGCCGUCCUGCUGGGCUUCGCCAUGAUGGCCUUCUCCGUGCUCAUGUUCUUUGUGGUCGGCAUCACUGUGGUCAGACCUUAUGUGAACAGUGACUGGGAGGAGGAGGAGGAGGCCGCCUGCGUGCUGCUGCAGGCCGACAUCCUGGAGGAGUGGGUGGACUGCAGAGGUGUGAGCACUGUACCUUGCCUCAGGGUUACGGUCAACCUCACUAAGUCCAAUAAGAGGGCUUUCCUCCACUUUGACGAGGAGUCAGUCCUGCUCACUCCGGAGUGCUUCUACGUGCCCAAAUGUCAAACGGACAGAGCCAAACUUCAGGACGAGGUGCUGAAGUUGAAAGACAGCUUGGACACCCAGCUGGGGAGCGCAUCGUCUUGCUUCACAGACCCGGCGAGGCACCCCGGGGACGUCAUCCUGAGCAGGAAGUACACCUUAAAGGAAGCCCUGUUUGCGUCGCUGUGGCCCUGCCUGAUGCUGGCCGGCGGAGCCCUGCUGCUGGGCCUCGUGAGGCUGACACAGUGCUUGGACCACCUCUCCUCCGAGAUGCGCAGUGGGGCCGCGGCGGGCCGGCUGACCUCGCUGUACACUCAGGGCAAACUGUACCGAAUGCUGCGGCCAUCCGCCACGCAGUCUCCGCCAUGA